This is a messenger RNA of Fomitiporia mediterranea MF3/22, 696 nucleotides long. RefSeq lists its product as uncharacterized. The record is from RefSeq and is a predicted model, not a curated record. Lineage: Eukaryota; Fungi; Basidiomycota; Agaricomycetes; Hymenochaetales; Hymenochaetaceae. The transcript has 5 exons. Bases 1 to 696 code for a protein of 231 amino acids.
AUGCAGGGCAUGUUUAUCGCUGUGAGAGGUGCUGCGGAUGCUGCUCGAGUAGCUCACACGCAGUGGAUAAUUGGCGCGUCAUACUGCAGGGAUGGGGAGAAACCAGAGCACCUCCGCCGUACGUUACGGCCGAGAAAGUCGGCCGUCCUUUUCGGUUACCUUCGCUGUUCAGAAUUUUUGGAGACUCAUGGGAUACACGAUUUAUUCCCUGGUGGUGCUCCUACCCAUGUCACAUUGCCAAUGGCGUGCAACUUGGAGAACCUUAGUACCUUAGGUACUUCAUCUUUUGGCCUUGUGGAACUGGGCGGUCAAUCAUCUUCUUGGCCGUUAUAUCCCGUUAAGCAUUUCCUUGCGUACCUCUUGUCGCCUCUUGUCUAUUUUUGUGCACAAAUUGCGAAAAAGUUACCCUUGGACCGCUCUCAUAGUCAACAUCGAAGUUUGGGAAAGAUCGCAACUUUGCACUUCCUGAAACCUCGUGGCCCGAGAUUGACUCAGAUUCGGCUGUUCAAGCUCAUGGUGUACGUGGAAGUCGACGUGGUCUUCUUUAAAAAGAACAUUGGUUCGAUCUGUCUUCCUGAGCAUGCAUUGCUAUCUGAAUUGACAUCGAUGUCACUCUCGUUGACGUUAAUGCUAAUUCGCUUUUGGAUUCUCGCUUACACAGCGGGCUCCGUAGAACUCGGGAUUAAAGGCCUAUAG